Nelumbo nucifera (sacred lotus) is the source of this 1278-nucleotide messenger RNA. The record is from RefSeq and is a predicted model, not a curated record. NCBI's taxonomy places the organism in Eukaryota, Viridiplantae, Streptophyta, Magnoliopsida, Proteales, Nelumbonaceae.
UCUGCUCCUUGUAGGUUGCAAUUUAGUUAGUGGCCACAGAAUUGUUGGAAAUGGGUAGAAGGCCGUGCUGUGUAGAAGAGGGGCUGAAUAGAGGAUCAUGGUCUGCUAUCGAAGAUAUGAUACUCACUAGCUACAUUAAUCUCCAUGGAGAAGGGAAAUGGAGAGAGCUCCCUAAGAGAGCAGGUUUGAAACGUUGCGGAAAGAGUUGCAGGCUCCGAUGGUUGAAUUAUUUGAGGCCAGAUAUCAAGAGAGGAAAUAUUUCCAAGGAUGAAGAGGAUCUCAUCAUCAAGCUUCAUAGGCUUCUUGGUAACAGAUGGUCCCUCAUAGCCGGAAGGCUACCUGGACGAACGGAUAACGAAAUAAAAAACUACUGGAACACCAAACUGAGCAAAAAAAUUCAAGGCCAGACGCCAAAGAUACGGAUUAACGGAUCUGUAGAGAAGAAGGCUGCAAGCGAAUCCUUCGUUAGCUCAGAAACUCCUCCUGUAAUCAAACGAAAGCCUCGAGAUGCACUAGGGUUUUUCUCCCACGGCAAGAAGGAAACGAGAUAACGAAGAAGAAUGGAGAGUCUUCUCGGGACUGCAGCAGGCCAUCCUCUUCAUUCCAACAAGUGGAUGAUGAUUCUUUGGAUAUGCUGGUGGGUUUUGACAUGAACGAGCUGCUUUUCAUGUCGGAUGAUCUGAACUCCAAUUGCUUACAGAUUUGUAGCGAUGGGAUUCGGGGAAGCAGUAAUUUGGUCACUGGAGAGGAUGGUUGGAAUAACUCUUCUUGGUGUUCAGAUGAUCCCUUCUCAACUGGUACUGAUGUAAUGCUUCAGGGUGGUUCUGGUAAUGAAGCAAUACUUGAAAAUUGCAGUAUUGAUACUCUUCAACCUGAUGAAGCUUUGGAGCUCAAGAUGCUGGCUUCUUUUCUCAGCUGAUUGCAUCGAUAGAGCACUAAUAUCUUCCUACGUACAAAACUGGAAAUAAAUUUCUCGGAACUGAACUCUAUUAGGCUGUGUUUUGCUUGAUAGAAAAUAAGAUAAACUGAAAGUUGAGCUGAUGAGGGAAUGUUCUUAAACAAAACUUCAUCUCAACUUUCUGUUUCUCUCCUAUUUUAGUCUUAACUAGUCUGUCGUUUUAUUUCUUUCCGGCAAGAUAAAAGCUGUUCUUGUCGGCAUGGAAAGUCCCUAGUGUUGUCUUCUAAAAUGAACCCUAAAAAUUUCAGCAAGAGAUUUCAUUCGUUGAGUUGUUCAAUGUAAUUCUUAACUUCUUUUUUCAUAAACUCUUCAAUUGAAUC